Saxophila tyrrhenica is the source of this 2001-nucleotide messenger RNA. RefSeq lists its product as uncharacterized. Gene Ontology annotation, cellular component: plasma membrane. The record is from RefSeq and is a predicted model, not a curated record. The transcript has 2 exons. Lineage: Eukaryota; Fungi; Ascomycota; Dothideomycetes; Mycosphaerellales; Extremaceae. Gene Ontology annotation, biological process: sodium ion transmembrane transport. Bases 1 to 2001 code for a protein of 666 amino acids.
AUGAACACCCUUAACAAAGUCAAGAAUGCCAUGUUCCCGCCGCCGGCCUACUCAGAGGACGGCCGCGCACAAUGGCCCUCCCGCACGUCCUUCCUGCUGGCCUCGAUGGGCGGAGCGAUGGGAUUCGGCAACAUGCUGCGUUACCCGUCGCAGGUGUACAACAAUAGCGGUCUGCAAUGGUUCAUUCCAUACCUCAUCGCCAUCACGUGCCUGGCCAUCCCGGUGCUCAUCCUGGAGAUCUCCAUCGGUCAAGCGCACCGCAGCGGAACGGUCAACGCCUUCAAUGCGCUCGAUAAGCGCCUCCGUGGCGUCGGCUUGGGUAUGGUCUUCACCGGCUACAUCGUCUGCGUCUACUACGUUCCCAUGCUGUCGUGGGUAUGGGUCUACUUCCGCAGCUCGUUCCAGAGCUCGCCGUUCGCCUGGACAGGAAGAGCCGAAGAUUUCUUCUACAACGAUGUCGUCAUAAACCGAGAGUCGAUUCCGGGGGUCAUCAGCGGCGGCAGCGUCCAGAGCUACUCAUCCUAUCCCAACACAGGCGUCUCUGGCGAGCUCAUCGGCUGGACCAUUCUCUCCUGGCUGAUCGUCUGGCUAUGCAUCCAUAAGGGCGUCUCCAUCACAGGAAGAGUCGUGUACCUCACCAUCGGCCUACCCAUUAUAAUGACAAUCAUCCUUCUUGGUCGAGGUGUCUCACUGGAGAACGCCGGCCGCGGCAUCAAGCUCUACUUCGGCGAGUGGCACUCGGAAAAGCUCGCCUCUGGCCAGAUAUGGCAGGACGCUACCGGUCAAGUCUUCUAUUCGACCGGCGUCGGCUUCGGGUACUUCACAGCGUACGCAAGCUAUAACAGUCAAUUCGCAAGCGCCGUGCAGGACUCCCUCAUCAUCUGUACCAGCAAUGCACUCUACGAGGUCACUGCCGCCUUCAUUGCCUUUGGCAUCGUCGGAUACCUGGAUAUGAUGCCUUCAGACAGCACGGAGCCUCUCGGAACGUACUCUCUCGGCUUCUUGACCUACCCCGUCGCUAUCGAUCAGAUGCCAGGAGCUCCGUUCUUCGCCAUCAUCUUCUUCUUGACGCUGAUCCUCCUUGGCAUCAGCUCUUCCUAUGCUAUGCUUGAUGGUCUGGUCACCAUUAUCUGUGACAGCGAGUACGGCCGCAGGUACAAGCACGUCACCGUGGCCUCCGUGUGCACCGUGGUCUCCUGCUUGAUGUCCUUCAUGUUUUGCACCGAGUUCGGAUACGAUCUCCUCAACGCCACAGAUCGCUGGGCCAACAACAUCGCUCUGCUGUUCGCCGCCUUCUGCGAGUGCUAUGGCUCGACAACCGUCUACCGCUGGGCCGAUGUCGCCGGGCAAGUGGGCCUCCCGUCGUUCGCUGUAUACAACUCUGGCUACCUGGGCGGCCUCGUCCUCGGAUGUGCGAUCGCACAUUCAGUUAGCCCGUCAGCGGGGGCCGGGGUGGGGUUCGGCAUAUUCAUCGUCUGCACCAUCACGGCGCUGUUGCUUGCCAAAGACCCAGAUUCGCGGGCACCGCGCUUCUUCGGCAAGAACAAGUUCCUCAACCGAGCCUGGUGGCUGUUCUUCUACUCGGGCAACCAACUCGCCCGUGAUCUCAACGUCACCGUCGCCACUGGCAAGGCCUGGUCCAUCCCACCCGUCUGGGGGGUGCUCCUCCGCUACGUCGCAGCGCCCAUCCUCGGCAUCAUCUUCUCGUUCUCCUACCCGUCUUUCACGCCAGACCGCUCCGGCUCGCUGGAGAUCUGGGGCUUCACCGUCGCGCACUUGGUGCUGCUCACCAUCAUCGCUGCGUUCCUCCUCCCGCGCUUCCUCGAUGUGCUGGUCCCUGUCGAGCGUCGUGCGGAAGGCGAUCGGGCGUACGCGCCACAGGUACUACUUGGUGCGGAAGACCUGCGGGUGAGCAACGGCAUCGAGACUGGUACCAGCUCAGGGUUGGAUUCUGGUUCUGACAAGGCGGAGCAUGAGUACGAGUCCAAGUCCGAGAAGUAG